Molecule: messenger RNA, 1251 nt
Organism: Aspergillus oryzae RIB40
Lineage: Eukaryota; Fungi; Ascomycota; Eurotiomycetes; Eurotiales; Aspergillaceae
Product: ferric reductase family protein
Exons: 4
Coding region: 1-1251 (416 amino acids)
Biological process (GO): iron ion transport; copper ion import; intracellular iron ion homeostasis
Cellular component (GO): plasma membrane
Molecular function (GO): ferric-chelate reductase activity
Source: RefSeq, a predicted model, not a curated record
AUGUUUGUCCUGGCUUUGAUACAUACCUUCCCAUUCAUAGUCUUCAAUAUCUGGAAAGGUCAGAUGGUCGAGAAAUGGAACACCAGCGUAGUCUACUGGACAGGAGUUGCGGCCUUGAUUACGCAGGCUUAUCUCACAUUUAUGUCCUUGCCAUCUAUUCGAAAUCGAUAUUAUGAAUUUUUCAAGGCAACCCACUUCCUAGUUGCACUACUCUUCCUUCUCUUUUUCUUCUUUCACUGUGACUUCCGCCUUACUUCCUGGGACUAUUUCGUUGCCGGAGGCGCAAUAUAUCUUUUCAGUCUAUUUGCGGCAUGGACCCGCACCCAUCUCAUCAAUGGCCGUCACUCAGCAACAAUCGACCUCCUCCCUUGCGGUUUUGUACGAAUCAGAAUCCCGACAAUCAUGUCCUGGCGACCAGGUCAGCACGUCUUCAUUCGAUUCUUCAGCCCGCAGCUAGGCUUGCACUGCCUAACAGCGCACCCGUUUACCAUCUGCUCCUUAUCGCAUGACCCAGACAAGGUCGGCAAAGCAUCUGAGAUUGUCUUCUAUGUCAAGCCCCGCCACGGCAUCACGGCACGUCUGGCAAAGAUAGCCGCUAAGAGCCCCGUAUUCUCCCAGACCGUGCUUUUAGAAGGUCCUUAUGGUGGGAUAUCCGAUACUGCUUCUCCCGCUGAAUUUGAUACUGUUCUUGUCAUCGCUGGUGGUUCCGGCGGUGGGUUUUCUCUCGCUAUCGUCGAAGAAGCUCUAAGAGUAUAUGGUAAUAUGCCAGACCUCCAACAACGCAAUAUGCAAGUCGUUUUCGCCACGCGGAAUAGCAAAGUAGCCGAGUGGUACAGGGAGGAAAUUGGAGAUAGGGUCUCCAUGUACGACGUACCAGACAAAAGAAUAUCCGUUUCCAUUCAUGAUACCUCGUUAGAGCAGGCUGAAAAGCCAGUGUCUGCACCUGGAGACAAAGAACCAUCUAACGAGAUCACCGAUGAGAUUGAGCCUGCCUUAUCGGAGAAAGGGCAUGAUGUUGCAGCAACAAACAAGCACAUGAGCACAGUUGUACAUGGUCCUCGACCUGAUCUUCCUCGUCUUAUCAAUACAGCUACGUCAACUGGUAGCCACAGAAUGGCUAUCUUUGCGUGCGGUCCUGCGUCCAUGUUACAUGACGUUCGGAAUGCGGCUGCUGAGGCGCAAAAGCGGGCGCUGAGAGGAGGCGCUGAGGUCUAUUUACAUACAGAAUCAUUUUCAAUAAUACGUCUAUAA